Messenger RNA from Suncus etruscus (white-toothed pygmy shrew), 1329 nucleotides. RefSeq names its product hydrogen voltage gated channel 1 (gene HVCN1). NCBI's taxonomy places the organism in Eukaryota, Metazoa, Chordata, Mammalia, Eulipotyphla, Soricidae. Bases 52 to 861 code for a protein of 269 amino acids. Gene Ontology annotation, cellular component: plasma membrane. The record is from RefSeq and is a predicted model, not a curated record. The transcript is spliced from 7 exons. Gene Ontology annotation, molecular function: voltage-gated proton channel activity. Gene Ontology annotation, biological process: proton transmembrane transport.
AGUUGCUGGUGGCCAAGGCAGGCGGGGCACAGGAUCCAGACACCCGAGACCAUGGCCACCUUAGAAGAAAAGGCAGUCACCCGCCGGGCCAAGGCUCGAGGCAAGAGGAUGAGCCAGUUUCUGAAGCACUUCACCGUGGUCGGGGACGACUACCAGGCCUGGAACAUCAACUACAAGAAGUGGGAGAAUGAGGAGGAGGAUGAGGAUGAGGAGCAGCAGCAGCAACAGCCCACACCAGUCACGAGUGAGGCCGGCAGAGUCACCCCGGCCCCCCGGUCCUCGGCCCAGACCAGACUUGACUUCAGAACCUUGCUGAGGAAGCUCUUCAGCUCGCACCGAUUUCAGGUUGUUAUCAUCUGCCUGGUGGUUCUGGAUGCGUUGCUGGUACUCGCGGAACUUAUCCUGGACCUGAAGAUCAUCAAGCCUGACCAGAACAACUAUGCUGCCAGGGUGUUCCACUACCUGAGCAUUGCCAUCCUGACCUUCUUCAUGAUGGAGAUUUUCCUUAAAAUAUUCGUCUUCCGCCUGGAGUUCUUCCACCACAAGUUUGAGAUCCUGGACGCCGUUGUGGUAGUGGUUUCCUUCGUCCUUGACAUCGUUCUUGUGUUCCGAGAGCAUGAGUUUGAGGCACUUGGCUUGCUCAUCUUGUUGCGGCUGUGGCGGGUGGCCCGGAUCAUCAAUGGGAUAAUCAUCUCUGUUAAGACACGCUCAGAAAGGCAGCUGCUCAGGUUGAAACAGAUGAACGCACAGUUGGCUGCUAAGAUCCAGCACCUUGAGUUCAGCUGCACGGAGAAGGAACAAGAAAUUGAAAGGCUUAACAAGCUCCUGAGGCAGCACGGACUUCUUGGGGACGUGAGCUAGACACAGCUGCAGCCCACCUGGUGUGGCUCCUGUGGGGACAGUCCUCAGAAAGGCCCAAACUCUUCUCUGGCAUGACCAGGAGUCUCCUUCACAUCCCCUUCCUCCUCAGCACUAGCAGGCAAACCCUAAGUCCCAUUUCGUAUUUGACACUUGACUCUUGCUUCAGGCUGAACAAAGUUGGACCGUUAGUAGCUGCAGAUUGAAUUCGAUCUCAGCUACUACUUCUCAAAUUCUGCGUGUAAUGGAGGAACCCACGUAUUCCUGAAAGAGAAAGAGAAAGAACAGGGCGUUUCCUUAGCACCCAGCACGCUGCAUACAUCUUUAUAUUGCCAAGAAUCUACCAGCUUCUCCAGUGUGGGCCCCUCUUCUCCCAGAUUUCUAGUAGGGCUCCACCUCGUUCUGCCCCCUGCCAGCAUUUUUCUCAAUUAUCAUACAAUUAGUAUAUAAAUAAACUAUCCUUUCCUCAGG